AUGCGUUUUGAGGAGAGUCCGUCACGCUUCGGUCUUAUCUCACCCAUGGAUCCGAACGCUUAUGGGACUAGCCGUGGUGCGGGCAGACGCAACAUCUUGGAAGCGGCUCUUGGAGGAUAUCAUCUGUACGACGUUUCUAAAAGUGAAUACGUUCGUAAAAACGCCAUUGCUCGACAGAAAAAUUCGCCGUCUAAUGUUCAAGAUCGUGGAGGUACACGCGAAUUCACAAGCGGCAAUUCAGGUGAUUGGUUCACAGCUUCAACUUCUCACCUGAAACCUGAGAAUGAGACACUGGUUGAGCCCUGUCUUCCUGCUAAUUGUCUAGAAGACCUCAUUGAUUUGGACGAGUCGACUGACCCUAAACUCUUGGUUAAAUCUCACGUUCUAAAUGUUGCAGAAGAUACCUCGAUGAAUUUUGUAUAUGGCAUGGCUGCUGAAACUGAAGAUGUAAGCUCAUUAAAACAGCUCGACCAUGCGGCAUGUAAGGAAAAGGACAAAGAUGUCCUGGAAUUUAGUUCGGCCUUGAGUGAAAUAAUGAAACUUUAUUCCGAAGAGGAAGAUGAUCUUCCUCCUACUAGUCUACCUCAACAACUAGAAAACGCUUACGCUCUCAGUUCAACUCCGGGUGCGAGUAAUGAGAAAGUAAUCGACAAAACCUGUUCCCUGGAACCGAUCAAUUCUGGCAGUGAUAUUGAUGAGUUUAUCAGGCAUUUUGAAGCGAACAUUGAGUGUGAAGACCAGUACGAGGUGAAACAAUUUGAUGACAAAAAGAAACCCGAGUGUACGAGAUCUGUAGACGAACGAUGUGUUCGUGCAAAUACCAACGAUGCAAUCGUCGAGUUGGAUGAAAGCAACAGCAGUGAUGCAUGCGAGCAGACCGCUACGAAGUAUGUUGAAAUCAACAUCUGCAGCGAUGAUUCUUCCUCCGCCAACUUGCAGCCUGACGACGCUAAGAUAAAGGAAGAAGUCAGCUGGUUUGAAGCGCUCGUCGGUAGUGAUGAGAGUUUGUUCAGAGAGACCGAGUGUGACAAGUCAUGGACGAUGAUGAACACUUCAACGACCUCUCAACAGCAGCAGCCACAGCAGCAGCAGCAGCAACAGCUCAAGAAGAGGCGUAAGACUGGAGGUGCUCUCUCGCCAGACACUGCCAGGCAGCUGCAGCAGCAGCAACAUUUCCAGCUGAGCAAGUCCCUGAACGAGAGGCGGCGACGGGAGCAAGAGAAUUUAUACAUUGAGGAACUAGCGGACAUCCUUCAGAGCAGCGUCCUAGCGCCCGAUAUGACCGCUCUGUCGGUCAAACCCGACAAGUGCGCCAUCCUUCAUCAUACUGUCAAAAAGAUCAAGCAGCUACGAGACUCUGGGUACUGCUUGGACGGCAGCAGUUCCCCCAGCGCCGCUGUACAGCAGGAAGAAGUCUCCAGCUCAGCGCCUACCAGUCUACUCAACAACACUCUCAUCAGUCCUCUAGUGCUAGAGGCGCUGGACGGCUUCUUGUUCCUGGUGAACAGAGACGGCAAGGUUGAGUAUUGCUCCGAGAACGUGAAGCAGUUCAUUAAGUUCACUGCUGAGGAACUCACCGCUCAGAGCAUCUACAACAUCCUUCACCUCGGCGACCAUAACAAGUUCUCCAACACCUACGUCAGCUUCGCGUGGCCAGACGAGGAGAGCGGGGGCGGGGGUCGGCGCAGCUUCAACUGCAGGUUCCUCAUCAAGCCUCCCGACCGCGCCGACCAGACCGUGCAGCACGUGCAGCAGUAUGAGCACAUGCAGGUGUCGCCUGUGCUGCUGAAGGACUACCCAGGAUCCGAAGACUCGCACGGUCUCGACAAGGACGGUCAACCAUACAUCUUCUGUGUCGCUCGACGAGUUAACUCGACAACAGACUGUCAGGGCGCCCCCGUCGAGCAGUUCAGCACCAAACUCGACACUCAGUACCGUAUUAUUUCAAUUGAUAGUUCGGGACUGUCACCGCGAUACUCUAGUUUCCUCGACAAGGAGCUUGUGUCCAAGACCUUCACGGAGCUCGUACACGAGGCGGACAUCGAGCGAGUUAAGGCUCACUUCAAGGAGGUGCUUGCCGGCACUCCUGCCGUGUCGCCCGUAUACCAGCUCAAGGUGAACGCCAGAACGGACUCGUACGUUCAGGUACAGUCACGCAGCAAGUUCUUCAGACUACCGCGCUCUGAAGACGACUUCAUCAUGGCCACACACUCCAUCUCGGGAGCGUUCCAAGAGACAGGCUCUGACCUGAGCUCGUCGCUACUGACGCCGUCUAGCAACAGCAGCUCUUCCUCCGAGUCCCUCUUCGAGAGAACGCUUCUCUCUUCCACCUCUUCCACAACUUCCUCCUCCACCACACGUCCCAAUAACAACAACAAUAAUAACAAUAAUAACAACACCAAGAACUCCAUGAGUAACAUCAGCAGCAACGCUUUACUGGACUCGCAGCUAUCGCCUGCUGCUGAUAAGUUCAGCGGCGGUUCAUCAGCGGGCAACCAGCAACUGCGCACGCUGCUUGAGCCCCCACUGGACGACUUCAAGGACGAACUGCUGCUCAGCAACGCGGCGCUCAACGUCAAGAAGGAAUCGCCCACGUCUUUCUUAGACCAAAUGUCUGAUGACUUGGCCCUUGACAUCAAACCUGACAUCAAAAGCGAACCCAUCAAAGAUUACAUCAAGAGCGAGUUCAGGUCUCCACACGGAAUGUAUUCCUCUGGCGGUAAUGGCAAUUCCUCGUCUUCGUUUCCUAAUUCCUCAAGCAGCAGCAACACUGCCAGUAAUUCCUGUCCGUUCAGUAAUCCCUUGAGUAGCCCCAACCCUAUGACCCCCACCCACAGCUCUUCCCCUUCCCACAUCCCCGGUAUGUUGGCUUCUGGGAAUUCCUCAACAGGAGGGAUGGGUAACUCGUCGGGGAAUGGCCGCAGCAGCGCCAAUAACAUCCGUUCCCCAAGCCAUGAUCCCCAACGGGGAGUCAAGAGGCCAAACGAGGAAGGACAUGACGGUAACCCAAGCAAGCAGAGCGCUGGUAAAUUUGAAUCCCUCGUCAACACUUCCCCUCAGUCUGCCUCAUCACCUUCCCCUCUGUCUCAUCCCCAUACACCGCAUGCGGGGACACAUCCUCCCCACGGCAGGCCACAUACCCCACUGGGACGACCUCAUACUCCCCUUGGGGGACCUACCACUCCCUGUGGGGGACCGACUACUCCUCUUGGUCCCGGUACACCUCACCCACCUGGAGCCUCGCAUGGCAGACCUCUCACUCCCCAACACCCAGGGUCUGGGGGUGUCCCUAACAUGGCUGUACAACAACAGCAACAACAACAGCAACAACAACAACAGCAACAACAAAGGCAACAAAUGCAAGGCGGAGCGCACUACAGCGAUAACAAAAUGCUGCGUACGCUGCUUUCUACUGAAGGAGUUUCCACCCGCCGCGCGAGACUCAGUGCCCACUGCGCGAGACUCAGUGGCGAGACUCAGUGCCCACUGCGCGAGACUCAGUGCCCACUGCGCGAGACUCCGUGCCCACUGCACGAGACUCAGUGCCCACUGCACGAGACUCAGUGCCCACUGCACGAGACUCAGUGCCCACUGCGCGAGACUCAGUGCCCACUGCACGAGACUCAGUGCCCACUGCACGAGACUCAGUGCCCACUGCACGAGACUCAUAUCCUUAUUGAGCCUCCUAGAGGAAGGAACAAUCCUGCUCAGCAACGCAAGCUUCAGCAGAUGCAGCAGCAACAACAACAACAACAGCAGCAGCAACAACCACCGCAACAACAACAACAGCAACAAAUGUCGAUGUUAUCUCCACAUCAUCAGUCCAUGUCAGGCAGUCCAGGUCUACUGGACUCCAGCUCUCCGUCCAGCAUCUCUGUCCGGUCUAAUACCCAGACCACCAACAACAAUAACAAUGGUAGUAAUAAUAACGGCCGAUUUGCCGACAACUCCUUCAUUCAACAACAGCAACAACACCAACAGUUUAUGAGGUUCAAUGAUUCCCCUAUUCAACAGCAACAACCUCUUCAAAGUCCAACUCUACCGUCCUCUAUGAGCUCAAUUUCAAGUAUGAAUAACAUAAGCAAUAACAAGAACAACUACGUCACAAGCACCAGCAAUAUCAGCAAUAACAUGAUGAUGUGUGCUAAUAAAAAUAGCAACAUAAGCACGAGCAUGAGCAUGGAGUCAUCAUGCAACAACAGCAACGUGAACUCUUCGAGCAAUAACAGCGGCCUCAUGACCAACAUGAGCAGCGUGAGCAACAUGACCAACAUGACCAACAUGACCAACAUGAGCAAUAAUGGCUCAGGCACUACACCCUUGCCGCGCUUCUCUGUUUCUCUUGGUCGUAACUUACUAGGAACAUCCAACACUUUACCUUCUGAUGGUUCUUUGCCGCCCAUAUCUCGUGUUGAAUCUGUGCUGCAGCAGCACAAGCACAUGCAGCAGCAGCAACAGCAGCAACAACAACAACCUCAGCAGCAGCAAAUGCAGCAGCUACAGCAACAGCCACAGCAGCAGAUGUCUAUGAGUCAACAAAUGUACGGCAGCAACGAGACCGAUAUCAAGGCUAUUGUUGAGACCAUACUUCAAUUUGACGAGCCUGGCGGGGACGAUAACUGCAUGGCGCCCCUGGACGAGCGCUCGCUGCCGUCCUCGUCGUCCAGCUCGUCCAUACUGGGCCUGGACGCCGCGUCGUCCAGCUACCAGGAUUACCAGGACAAGCACCAGGCCAUCCAGAAGAUCCAGCACACACUCAUGAUGGAGACAGACUCCACCUUCCAGACCGCCAAUUCGAGUCAGUCGAGCUCGCUGCAGCAGCAGCAGGCGUACCCUCAGACGUACUCCCCUCAGCAGAGCAAGUACCCUGCAGGGGGCGUGUCCCCCUCACUCCUGCAGAGGCAAACUAGUACCAACUAUCCCCCCAUUCCCCCCGCCAUGCCUGUCAACAGAGUUGCCAUCGAGAGACAAAUGAGCAACCCGUCGCCGCAACUGCAGCAACAAAUUUUGCUGCAACGUCAGCAACAGCAACAGAAGCUACGUGCACAACAGCAGCUGUUGCAACAACAGCAGCAACAACAGUCCGGCAACAGCGACUCGUCUCUACACCUGCCCUACAACGGCCAGAACUACAACGAAAUGCUCAACAGCGCUGCAGCGCCUAAUAUAUCUUUACAGCGCGGCAGCACGGACAGCACUCAGCAGCAGCAGCAGCAGCAAUACCUGCAGCACGCUGCCUCCAGCACCGCGGUCUCGGGGGGCGCUAUGACCCACGGCUCUCUACAGGCUCCUCCUUAUGUCGGGUCCAUGAGCUACAGUACUGGUCAACAACAACAACCACAACAACUACAGCGCGGGGGGCCCGCGGGCUCCCCAGCGCCCCCCUCCUAUGGACUGCCCCCCCAAAUGUCGCCCCCCGCCAGCAUGGGGGCCCAGGGGGCCUGGCAACAGCCCCCCGCUAGACAAGUCGUCCCCCAGGUCAACAUGGGGAUGGGGACACAGCGGGGCUACAGGGGGGGAGCGGCAUCCCCCGUGGGCUUGCACCCCAGCGUGCGCGGGAUGCCCAACAGCGGAAUGGGUGGCGGGAUGAGCGGCGGCGGGAUGGGUGGCGGUGGCGGUAUGAGCGGCAGCAUGCCUAUGAUGCGCAGCGGUGGGGGUUACGGUGGCGGGAUGACGGGCGCGGCGGCGGGGGCUGAUGGCGGGGGGGCGUACAGUCCCUCCCACGGGGGGCAAGGGUCCCCCGUCAUGUACCAGGGCCAGAUGAGCCAGUACCGCCGCCCCAUGCAGGGACCACCGAUGUCGGGUGUUCUCCCGAACCGUAGCGCACCACAGCACUACGGUGUGCACCACCCAAAUGCUCACCUCGCCAUGACUCAUCACAACCCCAUGCACAUGCAACCCAUGAACCCUGUCUCCAUGGGGGCAAGUCCGUCGUCCCCCAUGGGGCAAAUGCGCAACCCCAUGGACAGCGCCAGUCCCUCCAUGAUUACCAUGAAUAGAGGAGGAAAUACCAGUACGGGAGUGGUUGGAGGUACUGGUAACGGAGGUAGUAACGCAGCGUCACCUUAUAUGAGUCACGGUGACUCACAUUACGACAUGAGUAAUGCAACGGGCGUUGGUUCGCCUAUGUAUGCUGGUGCCUCGAGCGCCAUCAUGGAUCCCAUGAGAAACAGCGCUUCGCAUGGAGAUAACAAAUGGAGCAGCGAUAGAGGAGGUCCCGGUCAAAUGAUGGAAGGUGGCAGUGUAGCAGGUGGAGAUUUAGGCAUCGCUUCUGCGAUGAGCCCCUUCACUUCAGGCACUGAGCCCUCCGUUGCCACUUCCUCCACCAACACUUCCUCCUCUUCCACUUCCUUGACUUCAACCUCCACGGGUGCAAACUUCAACCCAACACCGCCUACGGAGAAGAAGAACCAGAGUCUUUUAGCGUCCCUUCUCUCGCAGUAGUGUGUUAUUUUGCGCCUCGAGAAGGCGCUGUAGUUAAUUACGUUUGUACCUUUAAAUAUGAACGUUUAUUAUCAUAAACGUUUGAAAAUGUGAUCGUUUAUGAAGCGUCCCCUAAGUGAAGGAUUGUCUUGCAACCAGAACUACGACGUCUGCAAGCGUUAACGUUUAAAAAGUUUAAAAGCACUCGUUUUUGCCCAGAUGGUUGCCGCUAUCGUUGAUAAUUGUUUAAUAGCUGAAAAUCAUGAUUGUAUUCAAUUUUGUUAAUUUGUGGAAACUAUAUAGUGAUGACACUUUUAGUGAGCCAAUAGUGAUGAACGUGAAGUGUACGGUUACCAUGAAACUGUGAGUGAAGAUACAGUGAGUGAAGUUCGCCUCAUGUGAUGAAGCUAGAGAAAAACAAAUUGUCAACGAAGAUAAACAAGUUAUCACAGAUCAAUGAUAUAACGCCGCCCUGAUUAAGUUCAAGAUCUUCGUAUAUAUCAUCAGUAAGCAUCAGUGCGCAUUUUUUGAUGAAGUGAAUUCAGA
Molecule: messenger RNA, 6969 nt
Organism: Hyalella azteca
Lineage: Eukaryota; Metazoa; Arthropoda; Malacostraca; Amphipoda; Hyalellidae
Gene: tai
Product: nuclear receptor coactivator 2
Exons: 22
Coding region: 1-6444 (2147 amino acids)
Biological process (GO): positive regulation of transcription by RNA polymerase II; cellular response to hormone stimulus
Cellular component (GO): nucleus
Molecular function (GO): protein dimerization activity; nuclear receptor binding
Source: RefSeq, a predicted model, not a curated record